CCAGCCUCCAGUCCGGCAAUGACGGCCGAACCCGCGGGUUUUUAGGUCGCACCAACACCAGGAACUACGGCAGUACCGGAGAGGUAUCUGGCAGACAGAAAAAUAUAUUCAGCAGAGGGCAGCAAGAAUGACGUCCACCAACUCCAGCCGCUAGACGUGAAGCAUAUGCUUUUAUUUUGAAAGGAGCUGCUCCUCCAAAAUGGCCGACAUCUUACAGAACGUUAUGGACCAUGCUGUCGCUGUGGCGCGAAAAGCUGGAGAGGUGGUGCGCAAGGCUCUGCAUGAUGAGAGGAAGGUGAUGACGAAGAGUUCAGCCGUCGAUUUAGUGACUCAAACUGACCAGAAGGUGGAGCAGCUCAUCAUCCAGUCGGUGAAAGAGAAGUUCCCUGAGCACAGGUUCAUAGGGGAGGAGUCGGUAGCGGCAGGUGAGCCUUGCAUCCUGACUGAUGAUCCCACAUGGAUCAUCGACCCCAUCGAUGGAACAACCAACUUCGUUCACGCGUUUCCCUUCGUCGCCGUCUCCAUUGGCUUCUCCAUCAACAAACAGGUGGAGGUGGGCGUGGUCUACAGCUGUCUGGAGGACAAGAUGUUCACAGCAAGGCGGGGGAAGGGAGGCUUCUGUAACGGAGAACCUGUGCAGGUUUCUGAUCAGACAGACGUCCAUCAGUCCAUCAUCGCUACAGAGUUUGGAUCCAGUAGAGACCCAGAAGCUGUGGACAAGAUCUUCUGCAGCCUCAGGAACAUCCUGACCCUGCCAGUCCACGGCGUCCGCGGCGCCGGCACCGCAGCCAUCAACAUGUGUCUGGUGGCCUCGGGCUGUGUGGAGGCGUAUUAUGAGAUCGGGAUGCACGUGUGGGACCUGGCGGCGGCGUCUCUGCUGGUGACGGAGGCCGGGGGCGUCCUGAUGGACGUGAAGGGAGGCGACGCCGACCUGAUGUCCCGCAGGAUUGUUGCUGCCAACAACAGAACCAUCGCAGAGCGCAUCGUCAAGGAGAUCGUCCCCUUCAGCCCGACCAGAGACGACGCCCCCCCCCACAACCGCUGAGCGCUUUCUGCCUUCAUCCAUAAACGUUCUGACCCCAGCAAACGUGUCCGGCUCUUACUUCUGUCCCCCCCCCCGCUGCUCCAGGUUCCUCCUGAGAACAAAACCUGAUGUGUUCCCCAGCAGCAGGUCAGAGUCUCUGAGAAACCAGACGGACGUUUUGGGUGAGGCAGCAGCUCAGAGUGCAGCUCACAUCGUUCCAGUUUAUAGUACCAAACAAUAAGCUAAAAGGUGCAGAUAGUCCUCAGCGUCUGGUAGCAGUCAGGUAAAACAACGAUAUGAAAGUUUUAACAUCGGUUUUAUAUUUGAGCUAAUAAAGGCUAAAUCUAAAAUCAUGA
This is a messenger RNA of Fundulus heteroclitus (mummichog), 1380 nucleotides long. Its product is annotated as inositol monophosphatase 1. Lineage: Eukaryota; Metazoa; Chordata; Actinopteri; Cyprinodontiformes; Fundulidae. The record is from RefSeq and is a predicted model, not a curated record. The transcript has 10 exons. The coding region runs from base 200 to 1045 and encodes 281 amino acids. Gene Ontology annotation, biological process: phosphatidylinositol phosphate biosynthetic process; inositol metabolic process; signal transduction. Gene Ontology annotation, molecular function: inositol monophosphate 1-phosphatase activity.